AUGAAGGUUCCUAAACAGUUCUGGGCUGAUGCGAUCUCUAUGGCUUGCUUUCUGAUUAAUCGCAUGCCAUCUACUGUGCUUGGUGGUAAUGUGCCUACAGUGUCCUUUUUCCAAACAAGGAAUUAUUUCCGGUGGAACCUAAGGAAAAACGACAGUACAAGAAAUAUUUGCCCAUUUUUUAUCCCACACCUCCAUCGACUUGUUGGUGCUGAAGAAAUUUCCAUUUUUACUGCCGCAUCUUCCACCACCUCUGUUGCUGCUGUUAUCGCUGCUUCCACAUUAAUGUGGUGCAGUACUCGAAUUGCAUCAUGGAGAGCUGAAUUAGGUCUACCUGAACUGAAGGAGGACAAGGUUUUCAGAGAAUUAGUAAUCUCAAAAUUGGCUAGAGUUCUGCUCCAUAUAGAUUUUGAUGAACGUACAACAUCAAAGGAAAGUCUUGGUGAGCAGUUGAAAAUGGUGGCCAAACGACAAUUUGAUCUAAUGGAAUCAAGACCGCCAGUUGUUCAAGUUUACUCGCGGAGGCAACAGACAAAUGAUACAUGUUCUGCACCAGUUCCUUCAUCAUCAGAUUUGCCUCCACCUAACCCUCCGGAAAAGCUUGACCUUCCAAUUGCUCUUCGCAAAGGUAUACGCAUUUGUAAAUCCACGUAUUCUAUUGCUAAUUUUGUUUCCUACGACCACUUGCCCCCUGCAUCUAGAUCUUCGAUUGUGUCUCUAGACUCUGUUUCUAUACCCAAAACGGUGAAGGAGGAUUUGAAUCACCCUGGAUGGUCUGAAGCAAUGCUUGAGGAAAUACAUGCCUUAGAGAAAAACCACACUUGGGAUUUAGUGGAUUUACCCAGUGGAAAGAAAGCAGUGGGAUGCAAGUGGGUCUUCACGGUUAAAGUUAAUCCUGAUGACUCUGUGGUGAGACUUAAGGCCAGACUUGUGGCUAAGGGGUAUGCUCAGACUUAUGGGGUGGAUUAUUCAGACACCUUCUCUCCGGUUGCCAAACUAACUUCUGUCCGCUUGUUUAUUUCUCUAGUUGCUUCUGAGAAUUGGCAUUUGCAUCAAUUGGAUAUUAGGAAUGCUUUUCUUCAUGAAACUGGUAAGCUGGCUGCCAAGCCUUGUAGUACUCCGAUGGUUCCUAAUUUGCAUCUUAUGAAUGAUGAUGACGAUCCAUUUAAUGAUCCAGAUAGAUACAGGAGUGAGUAUGAUGCAGAUUGGGCUGGAUCUAAGAUUUAUAGAAGAUCUACUACUGGUUACUGUGUAUUUGUUGGUGGAAACUUGGUAUCAUGGAGAAGUAAGAAACAAAAUGUUGUAUCUAGGUCCAGUGCGGAAUCCGAGUAUAGAGCUAUGGCACAAUCAACAUGUGAGAUAAUGUGGAUACAUCACCUUUUAACUGAUACUAGGUUGAAGCAUCCUACUCCAUCAAAACUCUGGUGUGAUAAUCAAGAUGCACUCCAUAUAGCCUCAAAUCCAAUAUAUCAUGAAAGAACUAAACAUAUUGAAGUUGACUGUCAUUUUAUUCGUGAGAAGAUUCAGGAGAACUUGAUUUUCACUGGCUACGUGAAGACAGGAGAGCAGCUAGUUGAUUUGUUCGCUAAAGCGUUGAAUGGCAAUCGAGUUGAUUACCUUCGUAACAAGCUGGGCAUGAUCAAUAUAUAUGCUCCAGCUUGA
Molecule: messenger RNA, 1659 nt
Organism: Nicotiana attenuata
Lineage: Eukaryota; Viridiplantae; Streptophyta; Magnoliopsida; Solanales; Solanaceae
Exons: 9
Coding region: 1-1659 (552 amino acids)
Source: RefSeq, a predicted model, not a curated record